AUGUAUGAAACUAUCUAUAAGUAUGUGAAUACUAUUAGAAUCGAGUCGCGUCUAUUUGAGGUUGCUCCCCUCUCGGUGGCAGACGAAGAAUAUGUUAGGUUGGCCCUCCAGUCUGCCAAACGAAUACUCCGAAACCGUAAGCAGAAGCGCACGGUGACUUUGACUCUGGACCAGAUCAAGCGUGUUGUCUGUCUGACUCCACCAUCAGGGAGAGCAAUCAGUGUAGUAGCUUUCUUAACGGGGAUAUUUUGCUUACUUCGCCUCAAAGAAGUAGCAUCUCUCACCCCGGCUGAUGUCACGACGAGUUUGUGCGGAUCCUACCUCAAAGUAUACAUAAAGUGCUCUAAGACAGAUCAGAGUGGCAGUGGCCAGACCGUCAUUUUGGGGUGCAGUCAUGGCAAACCUUGUGGCUCACCUUGUGGAGACAGAAUUUGCCCCAUGCACCGGCUUAUGGAAGUGCUGAGCAAUGGCCCUGGGAUAGCAGCAAAGCCGACUCUUUUCGGCCUGUCCUAUAACCAGUUGUCCAAGGACAUCAAUGCUCUGGUUGAAACCGUUUUCAGGGAUACUGACCCGGAGCUGGAGGUUGGACGCAAAACAUCACAUAGCAUGAGGAGAACCGGCGUCUGCCUCCUGGCUGAUGCGAAGGUGCCCCUCCAUGAAAUUGCUGAGUAUGGUAGAUGGAAGGAUGCUACUACGGUCGAGAAUGUUUAUCUUCGCGAUCGAUCUCACAGGGCAAGCAGGGAAAAGCAUUUCUCUGGAAAGAUGCUUGCUUGCCUGGACAGAUCUGAUAUCUUGGUACCGGCGUCAGUAGGAGGUGAGCAAGCAUCAGCAUCUUCAUCAUCGGCUGUAGAAGUCGACUUCGUUUGGGAUGAGAAACCCAUUUCAAAUUGA
This is a messenger RNA of Perkinsus marinus ATCC 50983, 891 nucleotides long. RefSeq lists its product as hypothetical. NCBI's taxonomy places the organism in Eukaryota, Perkinsozoa, Perkinsida, Perkinsidae. The transcript has a single exon. The record is from RefSeq and is a predicted model, not a curated record. Bases 1 to 891 code for a protein of 296 amino acids. Gene Ontology annotation, biological process: DNA integration; DNA recombination. Gene Ontology annotation, molecular function: DNA binding.